Molecule: messenger RNA, 1071 nt
Organism: Fonsecaea pedrosoi CBS 271.37
Lineage: Eukaryota; Fungi; Ascomycota; Eurotiomycetes; Chaetothyriales; Herpotrichiellaceae
Exons: 2
Coding region: 1-1071 (356 amino acids)
Biological process (GO): spindle pole body duplication; protein import into nucleus
Cellular component (GO): nuclear pore transmembrane ring; nuclear outer membrane
Source: RefSeq, a predicted model, not a curated record
AUGUCGACAACCGCGACAGCCCUUGUUCCCUCUCCCUCUUCUUUGAGGUCUAGCUACAGUCCCGCGCUCCAGACUGCUCAACAUGCAGUAUCGCAAGUCACAAAAGCCGUCGCAAACGCGCCCAGCAAUGUCUCUGGAAGAACGCCGAGUCUCGGUUUAUCUACGUCCAAACCUGUCGAGACUCCCACUCCUCCCUCCACCCCAGGAAAGUUUAGACACCCGAUGACAACAGAGAUUUUGAGGAGGAAUGCUGCGACAGCACUUACGGACAGAAGCGUCAAGGGUGCUGUGACCAAUGCUGCCGCGCUGCUUGUAACAUUCAUAUUCAGUGAUGUAUACUACCGCAGUUCCAGCGGCAUUGCCGACCCGACUCAAAUUUCCUGGACCGCCCUUCUCAUCAUCCGCCUCCUCUUCUGCCUCAAUAUCAUACUUCUCCUCCGACCCAUCAUGCCGUACAUAUCCAAGAAGGACCAGAUCACGGAUAUCCCAUUGACACCCUCCCAACGAUCCCUCCUGGGCCUCAAUCCGUCCGUUAAUCAAGGCCAGAGCCCGGCCGGCUCGGCGGCUAGCUACAUCACCCCUCCGCGCUAUCGACGUCUCUCUGCUUCGUUCGGCGGCAGUCCCACACAGGGCUAUGGUUCUGGCUCGACUGACCGCCGCAGUAUUUCGGCGAACUAUUCUUCAUCCCCUCUAUCUACAUCCCGCUACACCCUGGGCUUCUCACCCACACCCUCGCAAUCCCUCCGUCGCACGGCUUCAGGCUCACCGUUUUCCCCUUCUCCAACCGCAAGUCCUCUAUUCCACAAAGCUGUGAACCAGAACCAGUCCUCGCAAGUCUUAGAUGGUGAACUUGGCACCAACAAUCAUUCAUCGUUUGGAGCGAUCAGUGGCGGAAAUUCAGGCCUCAAUCGAUCCCAAAGUCUGCGUGAACGGAGACCGAGACGAUCGAGCUUCGAACCAACUUCGCCAUCCCCUACCAGAGCCCCGCAAGUUGUUCCAGGGUUAAAUUACAAAUGGUUGUAUGACAAGGGCAGGAAACUACCCAGAAGCGAUUCUUUUAGCGCCUUCUGA